UCAUCCCUCUCACCAAGGCCCAAGCCAAAUACAAACCCCCCAAAAUGGAGACAUCUAACCACCAAUUAGCUCACGUCAUAGUCAUCCCGUAUCCCAGCCAAGGCCACAUCAACCCCCUCCUCCAAUUCGCCAAGCGCCUCGCCGCCAAGGGCGUCCGUGCCACCCUCGCCACCACCGCCAACACCAUGCAGUCCAUCCACGCCUCCGCCGCCGUCGCCGUCGCCCCGAUCUCCGACGGCUUCGACGGCACCGACUUCGCCAAAGCGGGCAAGCAAGGCGACUACCUCACCUCAAUCCGAGACCACGGCUCCAAAUCCCUAGCCAAACUCCUCCACUCCUACAAAUCCGCCGGUUCCCCCGUUACUUGCGUCAUCUACGACGCCUUCUUCCCCUGGGCGCUCGACGUCGCCCACCGCCACGGCGCCAUGGCCGCGGCCUUCUUCACCAACUCCGCCGCCGUCUGCGCCAUCUUCAGCCACAUCUGCGGCGGCACGAUUACGCUGCCGGUGAAUGUCCAUCAUGAUGCGCCUCUGAUUUUGCCCGGACUGCCGCCUUUGAACGCCUGCGACGUCCCCACCUUCAUCAGGAACCCUAGUAGCUACCCUGCUUACUUAGCUAUGAAAUUGAGCCAGUUUUCCAAUCUCCAAAAUGCCGAUUUCGUCUUCGCCAACACUUUCCACCAACUAGAACGACAGGAGGUGAAAAGCGCGGAGAAGAAUUGGCCGGCGAAGCUGGUGGGGCCGAUGGUGCCGUCGGCGUAUCUGGAUGGGCGAAUCGAAGGGGACAAGGGGUACGGCGCGAGCCUAUGGAAGCCGCUAAGCGAGCAAUGCGCGGCCUGGCUCAACACCAAGCCACGCGAAUCGGUGAUCUACGUCUCAUUCGGGAGCAUGGUUUCGCUGACGUCCAAACAGAUGGAGGAGAUGGCGUGGGCGGUGAAGUCGAGCGCCUCCUACUUCCUCUGGGUGGUCAGGGAGACCGAGCGCGAAAAGCUCCCGGCUGGAUUCGCAGAGUCCGUAAAGGGGAAGGGGCUGAUCGUGUCGUGGUGCAAUCAGCUGGAGAUGCUGGCACAUCCGGCGAUUGGCUGCUUUGUGACGCACUGUGGGUGGAACUCGACUCUGGAGGGGCUGGCGCUGGGGGUGCCGAUGGUGGCGCUGCCCCAGUGGUCGGACCAGGUGACGGAUGCCAAGUUCAUAGAGGAGAUAUGGGGGGUGGGGGUUAGGGCUAAGGAGGAUGAGUUUGGGGUUGCUGGGAGAGAGGAGCUGCUUUAUUGUUUCAAAGAGGUGAUGGAAGGAGAGAGUAGAGUGAAGAUGAGGAGCAAUGCAAGGAAAUGGAGGGAGCUGGCUAUUGAAGCAACUGAUGAAGGGGGUACCUCAGACACUGCCAUUAAUGAAUUUGUCAUGAAAUUGAAGAUUGCUGUACAAAACUAGAGACAGACAGACAGACAGUGAAAGCACUACUAAAUGACCAAACUUUGGGUGCUUCAUUUAUUUCAAUAAAUAAUACACUCUCUUAAGAUACUAUUUAAAUGGAAUCAAAAGUUACUUAUUAA
Molecule: messenger RNA, 1549 nt
Organism: Salvia hispanica
Lineage: Eukaryota; Viridiplantae; Streptophyta; Magnoliopsida; Lamiales; Lamiaceae
Gene: UGT74B1
Product: UDP-glucosyl transferase 74B1
Molecular function (GO): quercetin 3-O-glucosyltransferase activity; quercetin 7-O-glucosyltransferase activity
Source: RefSeq, a predicted model, not a curated record